AUUGGAGAAAAUAAUUAAAGCCUGGCACCUGGGGAGGCUUGAUCCCUGGAAGCCUCCUCUUGCUGAAGGAAAAUUCCCUGCCUUUCCAUGUGCUGUGAGUGCUUUGAGUUCAGACUGACAACAGAGUGGGUCUAGCUCCCAUGCUUUCCAUGAAGAUCUCCCACAAAUGUCAUCCACGCUCAUGAGAUGGAUCAACUUGUAUCCUGAACAAGCAAAACUGUUUGGGACUCACUGCCUUCAGGCAGUCCCUUGGAAGCCAAGGACUCCGGGAGCUUUUCAGAUGGGACUGGAAGCACUAGGGCAGGAGUUCCCCUGGUGGGAGGUCUGUUCACCUGUGCAGCCUAAUGGAUGUCCUGCUUGAGGUGCCCUAAUAUUGCAGAUUCUUUGUUUACAGGGGUACCACCUGUGCCCCUGGGACUGUGCUUCUGUACAUGACCACGACUCUCAUGAUGUCCCCUCAGCCCUGGAAAGCAUUUGGGUUAGCUUCCGCUUACUGGUCAGAGUUGUACUGUGCCUGAAUUGAUGCCUCAGGUCAGGUUGGGAAAGAAAAAAAAAGGUUCAGACAGCAAUUAAGGGCUGGGCACAGUGGCUCAUGCCUGUAAUCCCAGCACUUUGGGAAGCUGAGGUGGGCAGAUCACCUGAGGUCAGGAGUUUGAGACCAGCCUGACCAACAUGGUGAAACCCUGUCUCUAGUAAAAAUACAAAAAUAAAAAAAUUAGCUGGGUGUGGUGGUGUGCACCUGUAGUCCCAGCUACUCGGGAGGCUGAGGCAGGAGAAUCGCUUGAACCCAGGAGGUGGAGGUUGCAGUGAGCCAAGAUCACGCCACUGCACUCCAGCCUGGGUGACAGAGCAAGACUCCAUCUCAACAACAACAACAACAAAAAGGAAUUAAGGAGGAAGCCACCUGGCUUUCUAAGAUAGACUUUAUGGUUAAUGGGAUUUAUUUUAGCUGGUUAAGUCCAGGACCCCUACCAGGAAGAACUGAGGUCCAUACUUGAGGUUGGUCUCACCCUUUUGCAUGGGGUCCUACUGAUAAUAAUUUUGCUGUAAAGAAGCCUCAAUAAGGAGAUGGACUGUGUGAAAAGAGAUGAGAAAGCAGGCCUGUUUGCAAGGCUGGCCCUUGGCUGGCAUCUGAAAGCUUGGAUUUCAGGAGGGUUCUCAUUACUCCCUAAAUGGUAAGAGUGGCUCACUGUGCCUAAACUGUUUAUACAAACAAUGUGGGUUAUGCCAAACAUCUGCUUUCCUUCUGGGAGUCGGAUUUUCGUAUGUGUUAGGUAGAGGAUGAGGUGAGCAGCUCCCAAUGAGAACCCUGAACACUGAGUCUGUAAUGAGCUUCACUUGUAGACAACAUUGCACAUGGGUUGUCACAACUGAUUGUUGGAGGAAUUGUGUCCUAUGUGACUCUGCUGGGAGAAGACUGUGGGAGGCUUACACCUGGUUUCCCUGGACUUUGUCCAUGCACUUUUUUCCUUUGCUGAUUUUGCUUCCUAGCCUUUCGCUGUAGUAAAUCAUAGCCAUAAGUAUGACUACAGGCUGAGUCUGUGAAUCUCCUAGUACAUCAUCAGACUAGGAGGUGGUGUUGGCACCCCCAGCACAGGGCACAAGGGAGACUUGCAGGGUGUUUGUCAUGUUCUCUUUCUCAGUCUGGGUGUGGUUUACAGAUUUGUUCAGUUUGUGAAAAUUCACUGAGCUCUAUGUACAAUUAUGAUACGUAUUUUUUUCUGUAAGUAUUAAAUUUCAAUAAAAAGAAUAAUUCACACCAUAGGGUACAAAAUAACUUAAUCUUUCAAAGUCUUCCUUUUAUUCAGCCAACAUUUUAGUAAGUACCCUUUUUUUUUACCAAGCACUGCUCUGGGAGCUUGGGACAUGGGGUAGAAAGGACGGCAUCAUUGUCCUCAUUGUCCUUCAGCUUAGCUGCAAGGCAGGUGAAGGAUGCUUAUAGUAUGGUUGAUUUUUGCUGGGCUCUAUGAAGGAUCAGAGGGUGCUAAGGAGGCACAGAGAAAGAGCUUCUAACUUGGGUAUUUUACUGUUCCAGGGUUGCCACUCAAGUACCUACAGAACAAACGGGUGUAGCUGGAAACUGUGGCAAACUGAAAGCAUGUAGGCACAGAGUAAGUAGCUAGAGCUGAUUUUUUUCAGGAAAGGCCACAGAUCCCAACUUUUAUGAGCUCCUCUUUUAAAUGCUGUAAAUGUUUUACAAUGGCCGGGCACGGUGGCUCACGCCUGUAAUCCCAGCACUUUGGGAGGCCGAGGGGGCAGAUCACUUGAGGUCAGGAGUUCAAGACCAGCCUGGCCAACAUGGUGAAACCUCUUCUCUACUAAAAUUACAAAAAUUAGCCGGGCAUGGUGGUGCAUGCUUGUAAUUCCAGCUACUUGGGAGGCUGAGGCGGGAGGAUUGCUUGAACCUGGGAAGCAGAGGUUGCAGUGAGCUGAGAUCGUGCCACUGCACUCCAGCCUGGGCGACAGAGCAAGAUUCCGUCACAGAAAAAAAAGCGGGGGGAAGGGGAGGCCAAACAAAACCCCACAAGACACAUUUGGCUAUGACCUGCCAGUUUGCUAGGCAUUCUUUCAACCUUCCCUCCCUCUGACCAAGAAACUGAGUGUCCACUAUUUUAGGCCCUGGGAAAUUCAGUAGCGAGCAGGCCAGACAGCUUCGUUGCAUCAUGGGGGGCUCUGGUACUGUGCUUCUCCAACUUCAGGAUGUGUAGGAAUCACCUGAGCAGUCUUGUUGAGAGGCGGACACUGACUCGGGAGGUCUGGGGUAGGGCCUGAACGUUUGCCUUUGCGGUUCUAACAAGCUCUCAGGUGAUGGCGAUGCUACUGUUCCCUGGCCCCUCCUUUAAGCAGCGUUGCUCUGUAAUCCUGAGUUGCUCAGGAGCAGCAGUUAUUUGAAGGAGCAGGGCUAGGGGACUUGCCACGGAGGUAUGUUUGGCAAGCACACUUUUACUUAGAUUUUAGUUCAUUUCGGGUGGCUUGGCUGAGAGCUGACGGCAUCGGAGGCGGGUGCUAAGGCUCUCCUAAACUACCUGUUGGCGUGCCAGUUCCCUACUCUUAGAGAGCUUAUAUUCUAGGUGGGGUGGAGGUGGAGGAAGAUUUAAGUAAAAGCUUCCUGGAGGAGGCGCAAGUGAACCGCAGGAGCUUUCCCGGACGCCCGAGAAGGGGAGAAACUCCGAAGGAAUUCCUCCCCUCUCGGGGCUGGGUCUCCGCAUCCACGCAGGGUUUGGUUUCCCAGGCUGUCCCACGUGUUCGGGUGUCCUUGUCAAUCAGGUUUUCCCCGGCUGGGUCCGGGUUUAAAGGCGGCUGCUGCUCAGGGCGCUCCCAUGGUGCCGCGCGGCGGGCGGGUUUGGAUUUUAAAUCCCCGCGGCCAAUCAGUGGCGCGCAGGCUUUUGUAACGUUCCCAGCGCCGCGUUUGAAUUCGGGGAGGAGCGGAGCGGUGCGGAGCCUCUGCUCGGAUCCAGGUCUGCAGAGCAGCUUCGGGAGCAUGAGUGCGGCGGUGACUGCAGGGAAGCUGGCACGGGCACCGGCCGACCCUGGCAAAGCCGGGGUCCCCGGAGUUGCAGCUCCCGGAGCUCCGGCGGCGGCUCCACCAGCGAAAGAGAUCCCGGAGGUCCUAGUGGACCCACGCAGCCGGCGACGCUAUGUGCGGGGCCGCUUUUUGGGCAAGGGCGGCUUUGCCAAGUGCUUCGAGAUCUCGGACGCGGACACCAAGGAGGUGUUCGCGGGCAAGAUUGUGCCUAAGUCUCUGCUGCUCAAGCCGCACCAGAGGGAGAAGAUGUCCAUGGAAAUAUCCAUUCACCGCAGCCUCGCCCACCAGCACGUCGUAGGAUUCCACGGCUUUUUCGAGGACAACGACUUCGUGUUCGUGGUGUUGGAGCUCUGCCGCCGGAGGUCUCUCCUGGAGCUGCACAAGAGGAGGAAAGCCCUGACUGAACCUGAGGCCCGAUACUACCUACGGCAAAUUGUGCUUGGCUGCCAGUACCUGCACCGAAACCGAGUUAUUCACCGAGACCUCAAGCUGGGCAACCUUUUCCUGAAUGAAGAUCUGGAGGUGAAAAUAGGGGAUUUUGGACUGGCAACCAAAGUCGAAUAUGAUGGGGAGAGGAAGAAGACCCUGUGUGGGACUCCUAAUUACAUAGCUCCCGAGGUGCUGAGCAAGAAAGGGCACAGUUUCGAGGUGGAUGUGUGGUCCAUUGGGUGUAUCAUGUAUACCUUGUUAGUGGGCAAACCACCUUUUGAGACUUCUUGCCUAAAAGAGACCUACCUCCGGAUCAAGAAGAAUGAAUACAGUAUUCCCAAGCACAUCAACCCCGUGGCCGCCUCCCUCAUCCAGAAGAUGCUUCAGACAGAUCCCACUGCCCGCCCAACCAUUAACGAGCUGCUUAACGACGAGUUCUUUACUUCUGGCUAUAUCCCUGCCCGUCUCCCCAUCACCUGCCUGACCAUUCCACCGAGGUUUUCGAUUGCUCCCAGCAGCCUGGACCCCAGCAACCGGAAGCCCCUCACAGUCCUCAAUAAAGGCUUGGAGAACACCCUGCCUGAGCGUCCCCGGGAAAAAGAAGAACCAGUGGUUCGAGAGACAGGUGAGGUGGUCGACUGCCACCUCAGUGACAUGCUGCAGCAGCUGCACAGUGUCAAUGCCUCCAAGCCCUCGGAGCGUGGGCUGGUCAGGCAAGAGGAGGCUGAGGAUCCUGCCUGCAUCCCCAUCUUCUGGGUCAGCAAGUGGGUGGACUAUUCAGACAAGUACGGCCUUGGGUAUCAGCUCUGUGAUAACAGUGUGGGGGUGCUCUUCAAUGACUCAACACGCCUCAUCCUCUACAAUGAUGGUGACAGCCUGCAGUACAUAGAGCGUGACGGCACCGAGUCCUACCUCACCGUGAGUUCCCAUCCCAACUCCUUGAUGAAGAAGAUCACCCUCCUUAAAUAUUUCCGCAAUUACAUGAGCGAGCACUUGCUGAAGGCAGGUGCCAACAUCACGCCGCGUGAAGGUGAUGAGCUCGCCCGGCUGCCAUACCUACGGACCUGGUUCCGCACCCGCAGCGCCAUCAUCCUGCACCUCAGCAACGGCAGCGUGCAGAUCAACUUCUUCCAGGAUCACACCAAGCUCAUCUUGUGCCCACUGAUGGCAGCCGUGACCUACAUCGACGAGAAGCGGGACUUCCGCACGUACCGCCUGAGUCUCCUGGAGGAGUACGGCUGCUGCAAGGAGCUGGCCAGCCGGCUCCGCUAUGCCCGCACUAUGGUGGACAAGCUGCUGAGCUCACGCUCGGCCAGCAACCGUCUCAAGGCCUCCUAAUAGCCGCCCUCCCCUCCGGACUGCUGCCCUCCUCACUCCACCUGCAUCUGGGGCCCAUACUGGUUGGCUCCCGCAGUGCCAUGUCUGCAGUGUGCCCCUCAGCCCCGGUGGCUGGGCAGAGCUGCAUCAUCCUUGCAGGUGGGGGUUGCUGUAUAAGUUAUUUUUGUACAUGUUCGGGUGUGGGUUCUACAGCCUUGUCCCCUCCCCCUCAACCCCACCAUAUGAAUUGUACAGAAUAUUUCUAUUGAGUUCGGAACUGUCCUUUCCUUGGCUUUAUGCACAUUAAACAGAUGUGAAUAUU
Pongo pygmaeus (Bornean orangutan) is the source of this 5594-nucleotide messenger RNA. It is a transcript of the gene PLK1, whose product is annotated as polo like kinase 1. Bases 3482 to 5293 code for a protein of 603 amino acids. NCBI's taxonomy places the organism in Eukaryota, Metazoa, Chordata, Mammalia, Primates, Hominidae. Gene Ontology annotation, molecular function: protein serine/threonine kinase activity; ATP binding; protein binding. Gene Ontology annotation, biological process: mitotic spindle organization; protein phosphorylation. Gene Ontology annotation, cellular component: cytoplasm; nucleus; spindle pole. The record is from RefSeq and is a predicted model, not a curated record. The transcript is spliced from 10 exons.